Molecule: messenger RNA, 3260 nt
Organism: Botrytis deweyae
Lineage: Eukaryota; Fungi; Ascomycota; Leotiomycetes; Helotiales; Sclerotiniaceae
Exons: 2
Coding region: 301-1692 (463 amino acids)
Biological process (GO): intracellular signal transduction; protein phosphorylation
Molecular function (GO): protein serine/threonine kinase activity; ATP binding
Source: RefSeq, a predicted model, not a curated record
AGUAUUUUGAAUAUAUACAUACAACCGGUUCCUCCUCAUUACAAUCAUCAAAAUACUCAUAAACUGAUUUCACUUCAUUUCUUCAAUAUACUUGUCGUCGCUCAGCUCCUUCCUUUCCCAAGACGACAUGCGUAACUACAUAUAAACCUAGCCAUAACGCAAAGAAACCAUUUGGAACCGGAAGUUGCGCCCCGGAUCCCUUUUCCUUUACAACUGUUCAUCUGUCCCAAUUUUUGGUCCAUUGGAGUAGGAGCCCAUUGAUAUCCAGGUCGUUUCCUUUUUCCUUCUUCACUUUCUGCCAUGUUGGAUUAUAAUAGGGAGUUACCACCAUGUUUCCCACCAACCAAAGUUGCUUUUCAAGGCAACCCUCAUCACCAAUAUCCACCAUCUCAGGUCAACCCUUAUAUUACACCAUUCUCAUCUCACCAUACAUAUCCAACCCCACCUCCAUCACCACUAUCAUUUGCGAUGCCCCAGGAUCAUAGGAUAGGUACAAUACUUGGAGAAACUCUAUUAUUGUCACGCGUGUUAGGCUCAGGAGCCUACGGAACUGUAUAUUAUGCUCAGGAUUUGUCCACUGGAAAAGAGUAUGCCGUUAAGGCGCUCAACAAAAGAAAUGCCUAUGGGCAGCCCUUGGACGCAAGACAACGACUUUAUCAAUCAAGAGAGAUAGCCCUGCACUGGAGUGCCUCCGCCCAUCCUAACAUAGUCUCGAUGUAUAAGAUCCUCGAUGACCCGGACUGCACCUAUGUUAUCCUGGACUACUAUCAAGAAGGAGAUCUUUUUUCAAAUAUUACCGAAGGGGGUAGAUAUGUAGGUCAUGAUGCUCUAAUCCGGAGCAUCUUCCUCCAAAUCUUGGAUGCCACGGAACAUUGCCACCGCCUUGGAAUAUACCAUAGGGAUCUCAAGCCUGAGAACAUUCUGGUCGCCAAUUCCGGUCAUACCGUUUGCCUAGCAGACUUUGGAUUGGCCACCCAGGAGCCAACAUCUCGCGAUCACGCAUGCGGAUCUACAUUCUAUAUGUCUCCAGAGUGUCUAGAGCAAUCAUAUAAGCCAUACAGAUGUGCCCCAAACGAUGUCUGGUCUCUUGGAGUGAUCUUAGUCAACCUCACCUUUGGAAGAAAUCCUUGGAGACAAGCCUCAUGGGAUGAUGCCACGUACAAUGCUUUUCUCAAAAACCCAGACUUUCUGAAAACUAUCUUGAACCCAUCGGACGAGCUUAAUCUCAUUUUACAAAUGAUUUUUCAACAGGACCCGGAAUCCCGUAUCACAGUUCCAGAACUGAGAUUAAGAAUACAGAAAUUGCCAGGUUUCUACGCUUCCUCUUCCCAAGGAUCUGGCCGUACACCAACACCAAUCGUCGGCAAUUUAACCAAUGACUCUGGGUACUCCACCUCAUCUCCAUGUGUCGAAAGUCCAUUUCGCUCUUCAUCUUCGUCUCGCGACUCUGCUAUUUAUUCCGACGAUGGGUGUACCAGCACUCUCAAUGGAAUCACUAAUUCGAAUCGGUCACUACGCAGUACCGACAACUCCUUUCUAGAUUCUAACAGUCGUGAUCGCGAGAAUCGCGAUGUUCUUGCCCACGGGCAUGUUUAUUUUGAUGGACUACCGACACCUUCAGGUUCUCAAGGGUCUUCUCAAUCAUCUUCAGCUUAUUCAAAAGUCGGAGCACCUUUUCCACGGAAGUUUUGAACGGACUGGCCGUUCAAUGCACAAAAUUCAUUGGGAAUUCUCGUUUUUAAAAAGUCUCACUUAUUAUUUUAUUUUGACCUUAAUUUCGGAAUUCAUUGUAUAGUUUUUUUUUCGACCGGGCUGCUUAAAGAGGACAGGACCCGGUCAUUGCAUGAUUAAAACGAAGAAAUGUUGGAAUUUUGACCUCGGGGCUUUGGUGCAGGAAUCAACCAGGCGUUCAAGGCAGGCAGGGCAAGCAUAGCGGCGGCAGCGUGCCGAUCUACUGGGAGUUGGGGUGUUUUUUUUAUCAUGACAAACUUUUUGGAGUUACCGGAUUUUCUUUUGACCUACAUGGUACUUUCGCUUUAUACCCUUUGGGCGGAACAUUCCAAUGCAUAGGGACGGUAGAAGGAUGGAAUUUCCAUGUUUGUCUGGCUAGACAAGCUUCCAUGGCAAUAAAAUACGUUAAAGACCACUUGUAAUAAGCGGUCAAGUUUUAGGAAUAAGACGGUGUUGGGAAAUAGGAAUAGGUAUAAUGUACAUGUACAUCGACACAGCAUCCAAUGCAUCGGGCGGAGUCAUCGCUAUACCAAUAGUUAGAAUAGUACAGCAAUCUUUGACAAACAAGAUUUGUUGCUUGUAUGUGUGAUUCUAACAUUGCAUCUUGCACCUGUGCUCACUCGAAAUAAAACCGGACAUUCGAUAUGCUCGGCAUUACUAUCAGAAGUGGAAAAUGCAACACUUUCAAAAUGCUUGUCUUGAGAGCCAGAUUUACCCGUCCCGUCUAGAAAUUCACGAACCACAAUGGAAAUGACUAUCACAGACGAAAGAGACGGGAGAACAUGCAUGAGCCUAGAUUAAGUGUCUGGGCAUGGACAUGCGGUGACUGGGAUCACGAUAGUGUGUGGUGAUUCAUUCCAAGCCACCGUUCGCCUUGAUUUCUUCGAGGUGCACGCUUCUGCGCCCGGGAGGGUCAGAUGAUGCUUUGGUGGCUGACCAAUAAGAUAAGAGUAUUGUGUUUAAGGCGAGGACUAUCACGUAAGUUUUACUUGGCCACUCACUGGCGUUUGCUGAUCUGUCGACUAUCUCUAAAAUGCACGUGCUGUCAAUGCCCCCUUUCUCAGUGAAGCGAAGCCACUAGAUUCCCCGCAUCCGUCUGUGCUCUGCUACGAGUACUUAUAGUCCUAGAUACCUACCUAUUGAAAGAUGCAUUGUUCAGCUAAGUGGUGCUUAGAUGUUAUUGUAGCAUAUAUGACGCUUGUUAAAACUCCUUAUCCGACCGUCUUGCAUUAACAUCAUCGGACCGGAGCUUUUGAUGCAUCGAGAUCUUUUAUCCCUGAAGUGUGGAAGGAAAGUUAAAACAGGUACAUGAGGAUGGGGAUAAGACUAUCGCGAUACAUUUAGAGUUAGGGAAUAAGGGGCAAGAUAAGAUGAUUUUCAUCUAGAUAUUCGCAGCAUGGACGGAUGAUGACGCGAGACUAGCACUCGUGCACUAACUGACCAUCAGCUGUGUAGCCGCACUACGACUAACCAAAUGUAUAUAGAUAUGAAUGAUUACUGUUUUAUCGGACUCAAAACUCGAGCGAAAU